GGUACGGGCUGCUGUAGCCGUUAUUGUUGUUGUUGUUGUUGUGAGCCCUCCAGCUCCUCCAGCUGCGUGUGUGUGUGCUUUCUUUAAAGGUCUACCGGAGUGUGGCGUCAGGCGGAAAAAGAAAGAAGAGGAAGAAAAAAGGCACGCGCUCGUGUGUUUUUGUUUACAUACCGGCGGCCAUACAACAGCCCGACGCACUGUCAUUUAUCCUCCGUCGUGCAGUGUCUGCGUGUCCGUGGCUGUCUGUGUGUGUGUAUAGAAAUGCGUCAACCACACGCAAAUGUGAUUUUGCAGAAAGCUUCGUCGCAGAGGGUUGUCCCGGUUGCGGCUGUCCAUUGUUGAAUGAAAUCAGUUCCUCCAGCACUCAACCCAACCUCGGUGACGGCAUCAAUCAUAACCCCCAUUUACGGUGCCUUACUGCACGCGUGUGUGUGUGAGUGAUAAAAAAAAAGUGCGUGUGUUGAUCGUUUUGGGCAUAGACAGAAAAGAAAAACAAAAGCGAUCAUCCCAACAAAGAAAAGCGGCCAAGUGCGCUUGUGCAGCGCCAUCUUGAAAGCGGAGCAAAACAAACGAAUGCAAAAACACGUGCAGCUAUCGGAGUACGCUAUCGGAGGCCAAUACUUAGCACAGUGCAGAUUUAGCUACACCGCUGUUCGCCGGCCGCCAUCAUUUGUCCAAUGCACCAACAUCAACUUCAAAAAACCAACCGUCAACCCGUCAGCAUAUUAACUGCAUCCGUCCAUCAAACCACGUGCGCUGUGUGGUGUUAUGACAGCGAUAGACCAGCCAUCCCAACAAUCCUAAACGGCUUGGGCGCGUUGACCUGCGGGUGAGUAAGCGGUUCUCGGACCUUCCGGGUCAGCUUAGAGUCAUCACCACCAUUAUCGGCGAACGGUCUUGCAGGACACGAUUCUCCAACAACCAACCGAUAUCGUCUAAACGAACGUGAGAAAGACUUAUUUGUUGCAAGAAUUGGAGCGUAGCAGAAGGAAAUUAGGACUAUUAAGAGACAUACUAGACGGUUCCCGCACUCUACAGAAAGCAUGGAGAAAUUGAAAGCCGCUAAAAAAGUCGCCCCGGACGGGGGCUGGGGAUGGAUGGCGACGUUCGGUGUGAGCAUGGUGAAUUUGGCUACCCGGUCGAUUGAACCAUCGUUUGGGUUGCUGUUCGGUGAUCUGCUUAAAGAUAUGCAGGUCGGUACGACCGGUGCCGCCAUCAUUAUCAGCACGCUCGAUGUCAUGAUGAACUUUUCCGGCCUGUUCGUGGGCCCACUGCUGAAAGAGUUUUCCUACCGGAAGGUGGCGAUCGCCGGCUCGCUGCUGUGCUGCAUCGGACUGGCGCUCACAUCGCCCGCCUCCAAUAUGGCGCACAUUCUCGCCACGUACAGUGUGAUCAAUGGUGUGGGCGUUGGACUUGCAACAUCAGCCGCGUUCGUAGCGCUCAAUCACUACUUUGCGAAGAAGCGUGGCCAAGCGGUAGGUCUGUCGAUGGCCGGUACCGCCCUCGGUAUGCUGAUAAUGCCCCAGCUCGUCCGUAUACUGCUGGAGCUGUACGGGUUUCGCGGUGCGGUACUGGUGCUCAGCGGGCUUGCCCUGCACGCCACGGUCGGUGCGAUGCUGCUGCAACCGAUCAAGUGGCAUCUGAUCGAGGAGGAGGUCGACAUCGAGCUGGUAGAGGCGACACCCCCGAUGGGUAUCAUACUCGAGCAGGAGGAUGACGAUAAUGAUUCGCUGCCGGAGAUUAAAUCGCUGCUCUUCCCCCGACGCGUCGGCAGUGAACGGAAGCAGUCGGAUGCUACGGGUGCAGCAGCAUCACCGGCCACGGGCGGAGGUUCGGCAGCGACCGGAAAUGGCACGGCGGCGGCGGCGGCGGCGGCGACAGCAGUUGCUGCAGGAGGUUUACCGAAAAGACCCACCUUUCCACGGAUUACAUCGUCCGUUAGUGUGCAGAAUCAGGGUGGUGUGGGUAUGCGCACCAGGCCGUCCUUUCCGCGGAUCGCAUCGACCGCCAGCAUGAGCUUGGCGUUACGCCGGCGUCGCGAAUCGGUCGUCUCGCAGCUGUCAACGAUGGACUUUACCGGCAGCGGCAGUUGUAUGCAUAUCCACGUGGAUACAGGUGACGUCGAUGCGGAAGAUGUCGACUAUCAGAUUAUACGGCGCGUCAAUACGCACGUCGGAUCGUUCGCGCGCGUCCCGUCCCGGACGAAGCGCAUGGAAACGGUCAAAUCGGAGCUGGGGUUGGAGAUGGUAAAGCCGAAAGUGUCGUUCCUGCAGCGGUUCACCGCCCUGAUGGACGUUGGUUUGCUGCGUGACGGUAUCUACCUCAACAUCCUGUUCGGCCUAUCGAUCUUCUACGUGGCGGAGAUGAACUUCAAGAUGGUGACACCGUUCUUUAUGGCCAGCCUCGGGUUCGACAAGAGUGACACCGCGUUCGUGCUGUCCGUGUCGGCGCUGACCGAUAUAGCGGCCCGCAUCAUCGUACCACCGAUCGGUGAUCGGCUCAAGAUACGCAAGCGUUACAUCUUCAUGGUGUCACUGAUCUUUGUCGCUAUCACACGAUCAAUUGUUGCCCACCAGCGUACAUAUGCCGACGUGAUGAUAUGGCUGUCGGUGACCGGGUUCUUCCGUGGCGUGGCGCUUGCCAACUUUACCCUGUGCGUGUCCGAGUACUCCUCGCUGGAGAAGCUUCCGGCCGCCUUCGGUUGGCAUAUGGUCGGCAAGGCGGUGUUUGUGAUCGCGUUCGGUCCACUGAUCGGUGCGAUCCGCGACUGGACCGACAGCUACGCAAUCUGCAUCCAUUCGCAAUCGUUCUGCAUACUGCUCUGUGUGACCGCCUGGUCGAUCGAGCUGCUGGUGAAGCGAUGCCGCACGAAAAAAAUCGUCGAAGCAAAUCCCACCGUUUAAAUUUCCCGAUUCUGUUUUCCUGUCUGUCAGUGUGCGAGUGUUCUACUCUGAAUGUGCCGGAAUGUUUGCGCGUGUGAGUGUGUGAGUGUGUGUGUGCAUUCGGAUCGUAUCUUAAUUCCGAAGACUGCGAUAAUAGGGGUACGCGUUAGAAGUAUGUAGCUAGUAGGGCAACUAAUGUUUAGCAAAAUGAAAUCAAGAUCAGACAAAUUUUUAGCACGAAGCGGAAGGCUACCGCAUUCCACAUGAAAAGGGAAAACGAAGCGGAACAUGCGAUCAAGACACUGUAGCAAGCAACAAAAAGGUUCGAGUACUUCUGGACACCCGAGUACUUAACGACGGUUGAGGAGAAGGUGUUUUAAACGACAGCAAGCGUCCAACCUACAGUAUUAGACGCAGAGAGUAGUUUUGUUUUAGGGGAAAAACGCAGAUCCUAUAGAUAGACGAGCGAUCAAUGUCUGGUACGUAAAAAGGGCGUUUUUAAAGGCAGAGUGUGACGGCCGCAAACAACAUGGCGGAUGUGCAAGGAUAAGUAGGUCGCAGUAAUGUGAGUCACAUCCGCGACUCGUGAGAAUAUCGGUCGGAAACUUAGGAAUAAAUACAUGAAUUCAACAAAUAUAA
Messenger RNA from Anopheles stephensi (Asian malaria mosquito), 3521 nucleotides. RefSeq lists its product as uncharacterized. The transcript has 7 exons. NCBI's taxonomy places the organism in Eukaryota, Metazoa, Arthropoda, Insecta, Diptera, Culicidae. The coding region runs from base 1044 to 2903 and encodes 619 amino acids. Gene Ontology annotation, biological process: transmembrane transport; monocarboxylic acid transport. Gene Ontology annotation, molecular function: monocarboxylic acid transmembrane transporter activity. The record is from RefSeq and is a predicted model, not a curated record.